UCGUGGUGCACAUCAGCGGCACAAAAUUUCUGAGCACUUUUAUCUCCUCGUUGAGGCGCCCAGCUUGCAAAUCAAGCCACCUCUUCCCCCCGCGGGAUUGGCGACCAUUUUUUUCCGGAAAUGGAUAAAACAAAGAUGAAAAUCUCGCCAAAUCUACGUCUCCUCGUUGCUGUCACGAUCGUCGCCGUCGUUCUUAUUUUGGAUCGCAUCCCACCCGCGGAAGGGCUGAAAUGUUUCAUGUGUACGGGACAUCCGUUUAAUGAGAGUGGAAUAACGACCGCGAAGGAGGAUCCGGCUGGGAGGCAGCAGGAGCCCGACCCCGAAGAGAAAGAGGAACAGCUUAAGACAGCCAUGAAGUGCACAGAUUUGACCGAAUCCACGAAAAAAGACGAAACAAACGUGGACUAUUAUAAACCAGAAUGGAAAGAUCCAUAUUGCAUCACGCACGACCGGUACGGCAGAUACUGCACCACGGACAAUGUCAACGCGACGGGGCCGGAAAACUACGUCGCGAUCUGUCAGCCCGGUCGCGGCAACGAGACCUGCAUCUGUAACAACGACGACUUUUGCAACGAUCACUACAUGGCGGCAACGACCAGACCGAAAAACGGGGCGAACGGCAUGUCGACCAAGUUUCGCCUCGUCGUCGUCACGUGGCUCGUCACGUGUUUCGUCUACUUUGGCGCCAGUGGUGGUGGGGGCUUCUGAAUCAAGGCGGUAAUCUACGUGAUGCCGUUAUCUAAGGAACGAUAUCAUAUCUGGAAACGAUUUAUUUUUUUAAGAAAAGCUAUAAACAAUUUUUUAUAGAAAAGAUGUAAAAGUCUAAUUGUGUACAAAAAUGUAUAGAUAAUUAACGCACAUAAUUGGCUAAAUUAUUCAAAUAAAUUGUAACGUC
Messenger RNA from Folsomia candida, 895 nucleotides. RefSeq lists its product as uncharacterized. The record is from RefSeq and is a predicted model, not a curated record. The coding region runs from base 121 to 708 and encodes 195 amino acids. The transcript is spliced from 3 exons. NCBI's taxonomy places the organism in Eukaryota, Metazoa, Arthropoda, Collembola, Entomobryomorpha, Isotomidae.